Messenger RNA from Tupaia belangeri chinensis (Chinese tree shrew), 939 nucleotides. RefSeq names its product olfactory receptor 51A7. Gene Ontology annotation, molecular function: G protein-coupled receptor activity; olfactory receptor activity. The coding region runs from base 1 to 939 and encodes 312 amino acids. The transcript has a single exon. Gene Ontology annotation, biological process: G protein-coupled receptor signaling pathway. The record is from RefSeq and is a predicted model, not a curated record. NCBI's taxonomy places the organism in Eukaryota, Metazoa, Chordata, Mammalia, Scandentia, Tupaiidae. Gene Ontology annotation, cellular component: plasma membrane.
AUGACUGUUUUCAAUAACUCUGAAGUCAAGAUUUUCCUUCUUAUUGGGAUCCCAGGACUGGAACACGCCCACAUUUGGUUCUCCAUCCCAAUUUGCCUCAUGUACCUGGUCGCCCUUCUGGGCAACUGCACUAUUCUCUUUAUUAUAAAGACAGAAUCCUCUUUGCAUGAGCCCAUGUAUUAUUUCCUUGCCAUGUUGGCGGUCUCUGACAUGGGCCUGUCUCUGUCCUCUCUUCCUACCAUGCUGAGGAUCUUCUUGUUCAAUGCAAUGGGAAUUUCACCAAAUGCCUGCUUUGCUCAAGAGUUUUUCAUCCAUGGAUUCACUGUCAUGGAAUCCUCAGUACUUCUUAUUAUGUCCUUGGAUCGCUUUCUUGCCAUUCACAAUCCCCUUAGGUAUAGCUCUAUCCUCACUAGUGAAAGGGUUGCUAAAAUGGGACUAAUCUUAGCCAUUAGGAGCAUUCUCUUAGUGCUUCCAUUCCCGUUCACACUAAGGAGAUUAAAGUAUUGUCAGAAGAAUCUCCUUUCUCACUCAUACUGUCUUCAUCAAGAUACUAUGAAACUGGCCUGCUCCAACAACAAGGUUAAUGUCAUCUAUGGUUUCUUUGUUGCCCUCUGUACUAUGUUGGACCUGGCAUUGAUUUUUCUGUCUUAUGUGCUGAUCUUGAAGACUGUCCUCAACAUUGCAUCUGUGGCAGAAAGGCUCAAGGCCCUAAAUACCUGCAUCUCCCACAUCUGUGCUGUGCUCAUCUUCUAUGUGCCCAUCAUCACCUUGGCUGCCAUGCAUCGCUUUGCCAAACACAAAAGCCCCCUUGCCAUAAUCCUCAUUGCAGAUAUGUUCUUGUUGGUGCCACCCCUGAUGAACCCCAUUGUGUACUGUGUAAAGACUCGACAAAUCCGGGAGAAGGUCUUGGAAAAGUUGCUCAAUAUAUGUGGGAGAUGA